This is a messenger RNA of Prorocentrum cordatum, 237 nucleotides long. The record is from the annotation of a GenBank genome assembly. NCBI's taxonomy places the organism in Eukaryota, Dinophyceae, Prorocentrales, Prorocentraceae.
GUGGCGCAGCUCCCGUUGGGACCCAGCGGGGACUGCAGCGGCCGCUGGCGCGUCCCAGCGGCCCCGCACCCCGCGAGUUGGGUGUCGACGCUUGGCGCCCGCAGCCCAGCGCUUGAGCUCGUCGCCCUGGGCAGCGUGCUGUUUCUCAUUUGGCCCGACGGGUUCGCGACGUAUUCCCGCGUCGGCUGCGGGCGCUUCUCCGUGUUCUACGCGGUGGAGCACCAGUGGAAUCGUUGA